UAGUCUUCCCAUCUCUGUCUGUUUGUUUCCAUCGUCCUGGGUGCUGCUUCUCUGUGGUGUGAUCUGCCCUUCAGCCAUGAGGAUCCUUUACCUGCUCUUUGCUGCUGUCAUGAUCCUUUUCCUCCAGGCUGUUCCAGCCAAAGGCACCUAUUACAGCACCCUGCAAUGCAGGAACAACCACGGCCACUGCCGGAGGCUCUGCUUCCAUGGGGAACAGUGGAUCGGCAACUGCAAUGGUAGGCAUCAACACUGCUGCAAAUGAAAGACGAAGCUGAGAUAAAGAACCACCAGAUCCCAAAGAGGAAGGAGACCAAACCAGACCUGCCAAGACAGACCACAGCAAAAAGGGGCAAUUCCCAGGCUGGACACAAGCAGCACUUUUACAGCAGGGUCAUUCCACUGUAAAUAAAAGUUUUGCUUUUAUAAGUC
Molecule: messenger RNA, 429 nt
Organism: Gavialis gangeticus (Gharial)
Lineage: Eukaryota; Metazoa; Chordata; Crocodylia; Gavialidae
Product: gallinacin-13-like
Exons: 2
Coding region: 77-262 (61 amino acids)
Biological process (GO): cell chemotaxis; defense response to bacterium
Cellular component (GO): extracellular region
Molecular function (GO): CCR6 chemokine receptor binding; chemoattractant activity
Source: RefSeq, a predicted model, not a curated record